AUGGGAUUCGCGUUCUGGAAGAGCAAUAAGUUCCCAGUCGAGGGAAAGACUGUCCUUCUCACUGGUGCCUCACAGGGCAUGGGCAAGGAAAUCGCACGCCUUCUCUCCGCCCGCGGCGCAAACCUCAUACUCGUCGCUCGCACAGUCAAGAACCUUGAAGCUUCCGUCGAACACGCACGCGCCCACGCGAAGAACCCUUCCACCCAGCGAUUCACCUAUAUCGCCGCAGACGUGUCUUCCGAAGCUGAGAACACACGCAUCCUCGAAGAAGCAUCAGCAUGGAACAACGGCCGCAUGCCUGAGAUAGUAUGGACAGUCGCUGGCUCGUCAAUUCCAGGCCUGUACAUAGAAACCAGCACAGAAACGCUCCGUCGCCAAAUGGAGCUCAACUACUUCGCCGCCGCAUACCUCGCACAUAAAACACUCCAAGCUUGGUUAUACCCCUCAACACCCUACUCUGCACAAGAGAAAGCUUCGGGACCAGAGCCGACCCGCCAAUUCAUCUUCACAUCUUCCGCCACCGCGUUUGCACCCUGCAAAGCCGCCCUGCGCUCCCUCGCCGACGGUCUACGCUCAGAAGUCCAAAUCUACAACGCCGCCCGGCGCUCCAAGACAAACACCGGGAUUCAAACCGCCCCCUUCGACGUCAGCAUCCAUGCCAUAUUCCCCGGCACCAUUCUCUCCCCGGGCUUCGAGAACGAAGAGAAAUCCAAAACACCCCGUGACGCGGGAGCUCGAAUCCUCAGACCCCAAGCAGACCGAAUUUGCAAGCAGCCACAGCAGCUGUGCAGGGACUGGAAGCGGGCAAUUUUUAUGACAACGACGAAUUGGCUGAUUGCGUUACUCAGGUUUGGAUCGCUGGGCAGUAGUCAGAGGAAUAAUGUCGUGAUAGACACACUGGGCGCGUGGAUCACGGCGAUUAUCUGGUUGUUCAUGGUGCCGGAUUUGAAUAGCAAGGUUUGGGGGUGGGGCAAGAAGAAUGGCAUGCCGGCGUUUAGAAAGGAUGCGCAGUAGAUGACAUGUAUCAAUUCAACUCUUGGUGGU
Molecule: messenger RNA, 1044 nt
Organism: Parastagonospora nodorum SN15
Lineage: Eukaryota; Fungi; Ascomycota; Dothideomycetes; Pleosporales; Phaeosphaeriaceae
Exons: 3
Coding region: 1-1014 (337 amino acids)
Biological process (GO): sphingolipid biosynthetic process
Cellular component (GO): endoplasmic reticulum membrane
Molecular function (GO): 3-dehydrosphinganine reductase activity
Source: RefSeq, a predicted model, not a curated record